This is a messenger RNA of Phycomyces blakesleeanus NRRL 1555(-), 498 nucleotides long. RefSeq lists its product as hypothetical. The transcript has 2 exons. The record is from RefSeq and is a predicted model, not a curated record. NCBI's taxonomy places the organism in Eukaryota, Fungi, Mucoromycota, Mucoromycetes, Mucorales, Phycomycetaceae. Bases 1 to 498 code for a protein of 165 amino acids.
AUGUGUUUUAAUACAUCCGACUGUGCUCAACUAGCUUCAGACACAUAUAUACGACCAGUCUGUGCCUACUCAUAUAGCCCCAACACCACUUCUGUGUCGUUUCUUCCCUUUGCUCAUCCCAAAAACACCUCAAAACAGCAACAACCUCUGAUUUUUAAUCAUGUUAACAAUAACGACUGGACAACAGUAAACCUUUCCCGCAAUAUCUCAAGGAAAUGGCCAAUUAUUCCUGAGUUAUUCCUUUUGGGCUGUGUCAGAAACCAGAUUCCCAACAGCUUUGAUACUUACUGGAACAAGUUUAAAGAGUUCAAUAAACAAUCUUGUUUAAACCUUUAUAAAUCUUAUCAAUCUGUUUCUUUGCGUCCACAUAAACUAUCUAUCACUUGCGAGUUAAAUGACUCUCCUCUCUGUUUUUUCAUAGAAAUCAUUUGUGGGAAGUACUUUACCCUUCGAGUUACACUUAUAUCCAGCGAAUUAAAAAGCAUAAAUGUCGAAUAG